AGCGACCGAUGUGCGAUUGCUCGAGUGCGUUUCACGGGAUCGCGUGAAGUGUGUUUCCGCUUUGGUUUUGCGCGGCGGACACUUCGCGGUAGCUGCGCGCUACCGUUUUCGCCCUUCAGCUUCGGGAAUUCGUCAGAGACGCACGCCUCGAGAACCGAGCGCACUGCGAUCGCUCGCGCUAGAAACAUUUGAGAGAAGUCGAAUGCCCAGGCCGCUGUCUGUUGCCGCUGUGCGACGGCGCAUCGCGGUGAAGACGCGCACGGCAUCGCGGAGGCGUCCGAACGAAAGCUCAGCGCGCGUUUAUCGCGAGCUUCGGCUGGCAAGCUUAUCGGGCGGCGAAUUCAACAGGUACACCUCGUUCGAAAUGCCUCGUCGAUCGCAUGCCGCGCGCGCGCGCUUCCCGGCGCCUCUGCGUUUCGCUUGACUGCAGUGCAUCGAACGAUCCCGGUCGACGAUCGCGCGCUGUACAAACAGUACCGCUUGGAUCGAUCACUCGUGCAUUGGAGUGGAUGGGACUCGUUUUUCUCGUCGAGUAUAUAGCGCGCGCGCGACGAGAAGUGGUCCGCGGAACAGAAGUGCGAGAGGGUGUGCACGAGGAGAUAUGCGUUCGCCAUUGAAGCAGACGCCGCGAUCGAUCGCCACGAGCAGCAUGCUGCGGCCAACCUGAAGGGACAAAGUCGACCCAGAGAUGAGAAGCGAGGUAGGCGAAUGGCUGGCGACGUGCGUCGGCUCGCCGAUCAGCGUGCUGCUGCUGUGCUGGUCGCUGCUGAUCUACCAGAAUCAACCGUUGCCGACGAAACGGCGAAUCGACGUGCUGACGGUGGCGGUGCUCGCGCAGAGUCUGGUUCACCAGCUUGGGCUCUUGCUUUUCGCCAUGCUGACCCUCAUACGUCCGGCCAAUCACUUCGGAGAGCUCUGCUCGACGCUCGUGUGGACGUUGAACUCGUCGAGCAUCCUGCAGGAAUUGACUCUGACGACCAUUGCCAUAUUCGCUGCGCUGACCGUGAGGGACGAAGGGCCGACGAUCAAGAAGCACCAUCUCAAGUACCACGUGGUUAGCCUCACGGUCAUAAGCGCCUGCAUCGGCGUCACCGGCAUCCUCAACUUCGAGCCCGAGGCCUGCGUGUUCAUCGCCCAGGACAUAUCGCCCAAGUACGGGCUGUUCUUCAACGGGCUGAGAUGCGCUCUCGUCGUGGCGACGGUGCUCAGUUUGCUCGCGGCAUUGUGCCGGGCAUCGUGCCGCCCGUCCCCCAAAGCCGAGUUGCUCAAGAGCGUGUCGGACCUGUCGGACGCCAGCUCGAAGAACUCGUUCGAGUGCCAGCACCCGCAUCACCACCACCACCAACACCACUACGGUAAUCAGCUGCAGCAGCAGCAGCAGGCAUGGGACCAGCCGUCGAGCGGAUCGUGCACGAGUGGCUCGACCAACAGUCGCGCUUGCUUGAAAGGACGACGCAGCUCGGUCGUCCAAGUCGACGAGUCGAGCGGUUGGUCCACCGUCUACAGCAUCCUGUUCGUGUGCUACGCGUUUGAUCAUUUGCCGCUGCUGGUCGUCUCGAUAAGGCCGGACUUGCUGCGGGACUUCUGCACGGCCCAGAAUUUGGCUACGUGGCUGCCAUUGUUGAAGGAUACCCUGUUGCCGGUGUUCUUGGCCAUCUUUGACAAAAUGUUCUGUCGCUACGUCGCUAAAGUGUACACCAAGCAGGACACCAAAACCAGACUCACGCACGGCGGCGUGGACGGCAAGUUCCGUCACUUCGAGCAGGACAACGAGUACAAGCUGCAGCUGAAUCUGAAUCACGGGCUCAAGUUCCCGGUGAACGGCGCCGGCAGCGCCAGCCUGUACGGUCGCUUGCACAACAGCCAUCCGACAACUCGAGGUCGCAACGGUACGAUGCUACUUGGCGUUCAUCAGUACGGACGAAGCGUGAUGUCAAGCGGCGACAGCGCCUACCCGGCGAUCGCAGCCGAAACCUCGUCUUACGCGAGCUCGAAUUUCGGCUCGCGGCAGCAUCUCGAACCCGGCAAGUCGCCCAAGAUGCAUCAUCAGCCGAUCGUGCGCGCGGACCUCAGUCGCGCCAACAGCACGAGCAACGGCCAGUGCGUUCAGAGGCACCACGAGCUGGGAUACGAUCUGCGCAGGAAAGCCGCCAACGGCAGCGGGGACGUGUUCGGGCAGAAAGUCGAGAGCUUGAUGCAGCUCGAGGAUCAGUCCUAUGGCUACGGAGCCCGUCGGCUGAGGCACUUCGCCAAGAGCCUGGACGAGAUUCGCGAGGAGACGCCGCGCCGCAACGCGCGAAGCGUCAUGGGCCACCACGAGGAUCGCGCGUACAACCCGCCGCCGGGCGUUCUCCAGGUGCGCGCUGCCCGACCGAACGCCGCCGCGCUCAGGAGGAAUCAGAGCUUCGACUUGCAUCCUCGAGCCUACCCGAGAAUCGAGCUGCCGCUCGUCACCUCCAGGACUUACGACGUCAAGAGGGAGCUUGCGCUCAAGAGGAGCUUGCAGCUGUUCGAGCAGACGAGGAGGAGCGACGAGUACGAGGAGGACGAGGAGGGAGAGGGCACCGGCUACGAGACGUCGGACGACGAGAGCUGCGACGUCAACAGCGAUCAGCAAGACUUCGACACGAUGAGCUCGUGCCGCAGUCGGGCGCGAAGCUGCUGCUCCGUGACGACCGUCGCCAACGACGACUUCGAGUUCUUCCAGCGCAAGAACACCAAGGAGCUACAGAGCCAAACGCCGAGGCCGCUCGAGGGCAAGGGCAGCAUGCGCAGCUUUACCCCGCGCAUAAUCGAAGUCAAUCACUCGGAGAUGGGCGCAAACAGCGCCGACCACUCGAAGACUCGCGGCAACUGCAAGCCGAUCAUUCAGUCGUUUCAAUUGAAGAAGAAGAUGAGUCCCGGUUACUCUCUCAACGAUCUUGACAAGUUCAACAAUGCGGCGCAAGCCAGGCAGCAAUUGCCGACGCUCUCGAUCGAGAGCCUCAAGAGUAUACUCAAGAGUUCCGAUGUGAGCUACUUGGAUAGCGGAGAGAUCUGCAGGCACGACUUGGGUGGCUCAGCGCCGGACUUCAAGAAGAUUUUCGUCACGGAGUUCAUUUAAGCUUGAGUGCGAUGUUUUCUUCUUUUCUUCGCUCGCGUCCAACUUCGCCGAUUUCAGCGACGAGAACGAAAAUCACAUGCAUAGCGCUGAUCAGUCGCGCUCGAGAAAUACGCGAUGCGAGGUGUGGCAGUACGAAUUCCAUUUGUGAUUCAGUUUCCCGUAACUGAAUUCUAAUGGCAUUUUCACGUGACAAGCGAAACAAUGACAAGCGAUGUGCUCUUCACGACCACUCGUACUUUAUCGAAGGUCGUGGUCGAUUUAGAGAGUAAUUUUUCAACUUUACCUAAAUUUUUAAGAUUUCAAAGCUAAGCAAUUCAUUCGUUAUCGUUGUUUGUGUUUUAUGGCAUCAUUUUAUCUAUAAAUUUGCUAUUAUCAGUAUUUAUGCAAGAUUUGAUUUUCUUUUACGAUCUCAUGGCAAAUGAAAAGGAACGUUUGGUCUUUGUCCGGAAUAAUUAAGUUUGCGAUGCAUUAUACUGUUAUUCUUUACGUUGUAGAAACGACCCAACGAUUUGAAAAACAAAUAAAAUAGCGAAUAUAAAAACGCCGUCAACAAGUUUGACAAGUCAUAAGUAGCGUAAAUAUGUAACGCGAAAUAUGUAUCUUCUAGCAAUUACGAGGCGCAAGCGAAUGCAGCGUAAGAAAAUGAUUUUUACUGUUAAUCGGAUAAUAACAUUACACCUUUUGUAUAAUUUUUUUUUACGCUACGCGCGGCACAAUAGCGAUUAUAUUGUAAUGAAAGCUUAUAGAAAUGAUAAUGUCGAUUGUUAUAAUCCUGCGUACUGAUCCCCCUUUUGUAAAUAACGAAAACUUGUACAUUUAUACAUCGUAACACUAUAAAAAUGUAUUUAAACAGAGCAAAAGCCAUUUUGUCAAGAGAAUUCCAAACCGAAAUCAUGCGUAUUUUAUGCGAACCGGCAGCGCUGCGGCCGUUUUCAGCGAUUGACCAAAGUGGCUACGUAUAUACCUAUCGAACGGGAUAGUAAUUGACGGUUUCCUCUGGCCUAACGGAAGCGCAUUUUUCAGAGUGCCUCUGCCCGGCGCUGCUGCUAUGCGGUCUCGCGAGCGUCUGGCGCGCGGAAUGCCGCGGAGAAAAAUAAUACGUACAAAAGAAUUUAGACUAACGGCUUGACUCGCGUGGGCUGGAAAAGGCAAAUUAAGACAAUGACAUAGAACUUGGCGCUUUGGAAUUGCCACUGGAAAGCUACGGGAACUCUGUCGUUUGUCCGAGAACCCCUGCUUUUCUCUUCACUUUCAUGAUUAAUGCCCUCGUAGAAUGAGAUGAGAUAAUGUAUUAUAAUAAAGAGGUAAGUCACUUAUCUAAUAAUAGAAUUAAAGAUAAGAAUGACGAUGGACAAACACACGAUGUGAACUACAUUGGCUAUGGAUAAGCUGAUUUUCGAUUUGAAUAAAAUUCGCAGCA
Molecule: messenger RNA, 4523 nt
Organism: Phymastichus coffea
Lineage: Eukaryota; Metazoa; Arthropoda; Insecta; Hymenoptera; Eulophidae
Exons: 10
Coding region: 689-3103 (804 amino acids)
Source: RefSeq, a predicted model, not a curated record